AUGCCGAAAAGGCCCCUCGACACCAUAGUCAUCGACGAGGACAUUGAAGAACAGUUUCCUGCGCAUCGUGCUUGUCGUCGAGUCAGCUUUGAUAGAGAUUUCGCUGAUCUACACGGUCUACCACUGGACUCCAGUGGCACUGGCAAGGACGCCCACAGCACCCUGCCCUCGCCGUCCGCGCAGCAUGAGAUUGAAGGUCGGAUCCCUCUAUAUUCCAUCACUGCCCCAUGGAAAGAAGAGCGUCUCAGGAGACCAGAGCUCCAGUCGCAAGAAAUUCCGUCCAUAGUUACUCUUCUUCAGGCUGGGAAAAACAUAAAUGAUCGGACGAUUCCAUGCUUGGAGGCAUCCUCAGAUAAAAACAUGCCUGCGCAUAUGAGUACCACUAGCCAAUCUAUUAGUUGUGUGGAUGAUCCUGCUGUCUCAAUGCAAUCCCAUAUUGGUUCAAAUUGUCCACAAGCCGUCUUAGGUCCGCCCGAUACGUCUCUGAUCAGCACAGCAUCAAAUGAAGGUCCAUCUAAAUUCUCUGUAUAUCGUAUACGUUUACCUGCCCCACCCGCACAAGCCCUCAUCGAGCUCGAUCAUCAAAAUUGCGACCCACAAAAGCCAGGAUCCUACCUUUUGUUUGCUUCGUUCACCUCAGCUGAACACGAAUCGUUUAGGCAAGCCGUGUCUGCCAUCACACGUCCUCAGGAUCAUAUUUCAUCUGUCGCCAGCUUGCCUUCUAUUGCACAAAGCUCCGUUCCAGUCAGUUCUCAGCCAUCUUGUUUUGACUCGACAGCGCCCCGUGAAGGGCAGCCUUCAUCAUUAAGUACUUUUGAGCAAUCUCGCGUGGCAAUAGGGGAUUCUGAAGGCCGUGGUGAAAAUGAGCAUAUACCCGAACAAAUGAUUGAAGUUUCUGGCGCAUCGUAUGUAGCAAACAGUGCGAGCGUUUCUUCAGCAAAAACUAAGGAUCAACCUCCACGCCGAAAAACAAGGCAUAUCGAGCUCAUCCUUGAGGACUUCAUCGUGCUGCUCCGAAAAUGCAUUGCAGGCGACUCGGAGGCGAUAUCACAUUUGAAAGAUAUAAUUAAGAAAGCUGGGGGCCUUGAACGAAUGACCUCUCUCACGAAACAAAUUGCGACGCAAACGGCAAUAUUGGCUGCCCGUAAAAAGAUGGAGGGUGAGAGUGGAACAAUUUUAGAGGAAGAGUUUUAUGCAGCAUGGUUUGUAGAUUGCAAAGACGUCACCCUGCUCAUGAGCACCAAGGUCGCGGGGAAAACCAAGCGGCUUUAUGGAAUGGGCAGAAUCUCAUAUACCAUGGCAUUCGCCCUCAUUGGCACGUACAUACUCGACAUCAACCUGGAAGCCCACACCGAUCCGUCGUCACCACAGGCAUCGUUACGGAUCUUAAAAUCCUCUUCCCCAGUGGAGCAUGACCGCGCACGCGUUGCACGAGAAGCCUGUAUGAGUGCACUAGACGACUUGGAUACAAUCUUCGCUGCCGCUAUCGCCCAAACGCGCGGAGAUAGCAGACGAAGUGGUCCAGCCGUACAGAGGAGAUUACAGGACGACAAGGGCAGACUGAAUGAUAUGGUCGACCUACUCGCUAACCGGCUUGGUAUCAGCGGUCCACGGAUCCUCUUACCGAAAAGUAGACGAGCGAUGGAUUCCUGGGUGACUAGCUUCAGCCCGCAGGCAGCUAAGGGUAACAGUGAGGAAGUGACCGCCGUCGAUAGUCAGAAUGCUCAGCCUGUAGCUGUAAUGGCUGCACUGUAA
Messenger RNA from Fibroporia radiculosa, 1755 nucleotides. RefSeq lists its product as uncharacterized. The transcript is spliced from 7 exons. The record is from RefSeq and is a predicted model, not a curated record. NCBI's taxonomy places the organism in Eukaryota, Fungi, Basidiomycota, Agaricomycetes, Polyporales, Fibroporiaceae. Bases 1 to 1755 code for a protein of 584 amino acids.